AUGGGCAACAAGACCCGGUUACUCCGACGAAGCUAUCGUGGAACCAUCUCAGGCAAGGCGAAAGUCAUCAACGCGUAUAUCCGCCAGAGCGCCAAGCAGCUGUUUCUCCUGGCCGAGAACUUCUCCGGCCACAACAGCUCUAUCCCCGCUACCGGAUACGAGUCCAUCAACGAGCAUGCCUUAGCCACCGACGAUGACAUCCGCCUCAUGUCCCGGCUCUCGCACGGCAUCGCCCGUGACAUCAACGAAAUCAAGUCCUUGAGGAGGGAUGACCCGAGCGCGGCUAAGCAGAGAUUGCGCGGAGGAGGCCAACAACAAGUCACUUCCAGAAACGACGCACCAAGCCGUGGUGCUCAACCCGGCCAUCGGCCCCGUCACAAAGUCGAGUUUGCCUGCCACAAAUGCCACCGUGUCGACACCCCCGAGUGGCGGCCUGGCCCGGACGGUCCCAGCACUCUUUGCAACGUCUGCGGGCUGAUAUACGCCAAAAGAGAACGCAAAAAGGGCGACUCGACGGUGCCAACAUUCGGAUCCCACCAAAUUUCUUGA
Molecule: messenger RNA, 549 nt
Organism: Colletotrichum graminicola M1.001
Lineage: Eukaryota; Fungi; Ascomycota; Sordariomycetes; Glomerellales; Glomerellaceae
Product: GATA zinc finger
Exons: 2
Coding region: 1-549 (182 amino acids)
Biological process (GO): regulation of DNA-templated transcription
Molecular function (GO): zinc ion binding; sequence-specific DNA binding
Source: RefSeq, a predicted model, not a curated record